GCUUGUUCCUCUCGAGCGGCAGUCUGACAUCCACUACCCCUCCCGGGGCCUCCUCCUCCUCCUCCUUACGCCUUGCUCUCGAUUAGUCAGACUUUAGAUCAAAGUUCUCAUAUCAGACCCUUCCUGCCACCUUGAUCCUUGGUGGGCGUUCAAUUGCAUCUCACUCCCCCGUACAUGUUUCAACUUUUUCUGGCUUGUUCGAUGCAAAGAUGUCUCGUCAACCUAGCUUGCGACCCAAGUCUUACAUUCCUGGUUAUCCAGAUGCCAUGUAUAAUCUUGCUGCGGUGACCACCUUGAAACAGCUUGAGUCCCGCGUGGGGUUGGCAGACGAGAAGCAUGAGCAGCGUGUUUUUCGAGUCAAGCGCAAGCAUGUCUUGAAGGCAUGCGAUCGUUGCAGAGUCAAGAAGACCAAGUGUGAUGGGAAACAGCCAUGCAACCGUUGUUCUGCGUACAACCAUCCAUGUCUCUUUCGGGAGAGGAAGGCUACGCAAACCAAAGUAUACUCACGAGGAUUCGUUGAAAUGCUCGAGUCGCAUCACUCUCUGGUGGUCAAAGCACUUCAGCGGCUUUAUAAGCUUUGCGUCAACAAGGAGGACUUCCCUGGGGAGCCACUGCAGGACGCACCCGACGGUUAUCCUCUGACGCACGCUAUUCUAGACCGGUUAGGUCUAAUCAAGCAAGCCGAGGAAAAUGCGGACGAGCCGGAGGAAGAAUCCGAAGACCUCCAGUACUUACGAUUUCUGUCAACCUCGACUGAUAGUAGCGCCACAACAGAUCCAUCACCCGAACCUGCCACCCCUCCUGAGCCUUCACCAAGUGAUUGUAGUCCCGUGCUCGCUUCGCCCAAAUGCAGCGACCCGUGGAGAUGGGACAUGCAGCCAGUUCAGAAUAUCCACUCAGGGGCGUAUCAGAGCUAUCAAACACACACAGGUUAUCAGACUAUGGCAUUCCCUCGCCCACAUUUGGAACCCAUGGCCCUUGCAUGCGAACUGAAGUGCACGGAUACUGGGCCAUCGAUGACUGCUCAUGAGCAGCCAUGUUACUACUAUGUUGGUACCGACUCUGGCGCAGAAUCCAGCAAGAGCUCCGGGCUGCCGGUCGGCCUAAUGCAGCAACAACCUGUAAUUAGAUCCGGCAUGUCCGUGAGCCUGAUGGGUGAUUAUGCCUUGCACGUCCCUGAACAGCACGCUAUCUAUCCACCUCCUGCGACCAGCUGGUCAUAUCGUUGUGAUUAGCAUAGCGGAUAAUCAUAGAACCUGGGCACUCUGUCAAAUCCCUGUCCCUCGUACUAGUGUACACCUUUCAUCUCGUGAUGUAACUGCACAGAGACAGGGUGAAAGCCACUCUGCCCAUCAUCUAUUUCUCAAUGACUGUGUCGCUUUGCUUAUCUUGAAGAUCUCAUUUGCAGCAUGGUGUUUACGAUCACGUUCAUAUACCCCAAGUCAGUUGUUAUUUCUACGACGUGGGAUGGCUAUAUACUCUGACUACAACAGGAAUCU
Aspergillus fijiensis CBS 313.89 is the source of this 1499-nucleotide messenger RNA. RefSeq names its product Zn(II)2Cys6 transcription factor domain-containing protein. The coding region runs from base 210 to 1235 and encodes 341 amino acids. The record is from RefSeq and is a predicted model, not a curated record. The transcript has 3 exons. Gene Ontology annotation, molecular function: zinc ion binding; DNA-binding transcription factor activity, RNA polymerase II-specific. Gene Ontology annotation, biological process: regulation of DNA-templated transcription. Lineage: Eukaryota; Fungi; Ascomycota; Eurotiomycetes; Eurotiales; Aspergillaceae.